This is a messenger RNA of Brassica napus (rape), 2436 nucleotides long. RefSeq lists its product as uncharacterized. The record is from RefSeq and is a predicted model, not a curated record. Bases 1 to 2436 code for a protein of 811 amino acids. The transcript has 6 exons. Lineage: Eukaryota; Viridiplantae; Streptophyta; Magnoliopsida; Brassicales; Brassicaceae. Gene Ontology annotation, molecular function: zinc ion binding; nucleic acid binding.
AUGUGCGCGGGCGGGGGCUCAGAGAUGUCUGGGCUAGCGACGCUACUUGAUUGUGCGGGCAGGGGUUCAGAGACGUCUGGACUUGUGAUGCUACUUGUGCGGGCGUGUGGUGCAGAGACGUUUGUACCAUGGACGCUACUUGAGAGGGCGGGGAUGCCGCCGCAUAAGAGAGUUGUUCGCGCGCAUGCCGCUAGUGCUCCUCGAGAGGGUGGAGAUGAGCAUGUACCACCACCAGUUCUACCGAUUGAUCAGGAUGCCCUUAGGCAGAUGGUGCAGGAUGCUGCUAGACAGGCCGCACAAGAGGCAGUCCAGCAAGCUGUCCAGGAGGCUUCUAGCGUAGCUGCACAGGAAGUGGUAAGGCAGAUGGCUGCAGCUCAGCAGGGUCAGCAGGUUCCGCCAGUUCAGGCUCAGGGGCAUCAGCAGCCCCCUAUUCAGCCGGUUCCACCAGUUCAGGUUCAGGGACAGCAGCAACCCCCUAUCCAGCAUGUUCCAGGAAUUUUCCAGGUUCCACCACUAGCGCCACGCGUUCUUCCAGUGCAAGUUCCUGAGGUUGUGCCACCCGUUCUUCCAGGGCAAGUUCCUGAGGUUGUGCCACCCGUUCUUCCAGGGCAGGUUCCUGAGGUUGAUGAGACGCUUAUGCGGGUAAUGAGACAGAUGAAAACUAUGGGUUUGGAGACUUUUGAGGGAACAGUAGACCCUGGAGCGGUCUAUAAGUGGAAGCAUAGGCUGGCUUCGUGUCUGCAGACAAUCAAUUGUCCGUUGCGCCUUAGUCUUAAUAUCGAAGAGUUGUAUCUGCGUGGAGAUGCAUUGAAGUACUUUCCCAGAGAAGCGUUGCACCAGAAGAGGAAUGCUUUUGAGCAUCUGAGGCAGGGUACUAGGAGUGUCAGGGAGUACGAGCGAGAGUUUUGCCAGCUCCGCUUGUUUGCUGGUAAUCAUUUUGAUGGAGAGGACUUGAUCAGGAGGUUCUUAGAUGGUAUGCGAGUCGAUCUCCGCGGCAGGUGCAGUAUGGUUACUUACACUAGUUUGGAGGAUCUGGUAGAGAAGGCUGUUGUGCAAGAGGCAUGUAUUGCAGAGGAGCAAAAGUGCUCUAAGGCUCCACCUAAGACUGGAAGGACUUCAGAGCCACAAAAGAGAACAUGGGAACAGUUGGGAGCACCUAGUUGCGACAAGUGUCGUCGCCAUCAUUUUGGAGAGUGCAUCACGUGCUUCAACUGUGGGAAGAUGGGACAUAAAAGUAAGGAUUGUCGGAGUAGGCCAUUUGGUGCGCGGGGAAUAGCACCAGUAGCACCAGCAGCAUCAGCAGCACCAGUAGCGUUUUGCCCGACUAAAGGGCCUGGGGCCAAGCGUCAAGCCAUCACUCCGCAUGUUUAUGCUCUAGGAGAGGCCAAUGGAGCUGAGCCGAUAGCCGGAUCGGUUUCUGUUGGAUGUGAGGUAGCUCACACUCUAUUCGACACAGGAGCUUCUCACAGCUUCGUGAGUUCGCGUUUGGCUAAGUCUUGGCCUUUUCGAGGUGUCUUUGAGCCGAAGGUUAAGCAGAUUCGGACGGCCGGUACUGAGAAAUUGGGAACCACUGGCGUUCACCGAGAUGUACUAGUCCUACUGGGAGGAGUCAACUUCAUAGGAGACCUAGCAGAGAUGGAGAUGGAUUACUACGAUAGGAGAUGGGAAGAUCACAGUCCAGUGUCUCCAGGCUUACCGUGGGUUAAGGAAGAUGGACCUCCUGAGUUACAGGAUAUUCCAGUGGCUGCAGAAUUUCAGGAUGUAUUUGAAGCCUUGAAGGGGCCACCACCAGCCAGAGGAGAUGUUCUCAAUAUUGAGUUUGAACCAAGAAGAACAUCGGUUUCGCGGGCUCCAUACCGUUUAGCACCAGCAGAGAUGGCUGAACUGGAGAUGCAGUUGGAGGAGUUAUUGAGUAAGGGUUUCAUCAGACCUAGUAGUUCACCGUGGGGAGCGCCAGUAUUGUUUCUGAAGAAGAAAGAUGGGAGUUUCAGAGUUUGUAUCGACUACAGAGGUUUGAACAAGGUGACCAUCAAGAAUAAGUACCCGCUUCCCCGUAUCGAUGAGUUAUUGGAUCAGUUGCAGGGAGCUUCAUGGUUUUCAAAAAUUGACUUGGCAUCGGGUUACCACCAGAUUUCGAUAGCUGAUGAGGAUGUGCGGAAGACUGCUUUCUGUACCCGUUAUGGACAUUAUGAGUUUGUGGUGAUGCCAUUUGGGUUGACGAAUGCACCUGCAGCAUUCAUGAAGCUUAUGAAUGAUGUGUUUCGCGAGCACUUGGAUAAGUGUGUGAUUGUUUUCAUCGACGAUAUCUUGAUCUAUUCUCGGAGUAGAGAGGAGCAUGCAGAGCAUCUACGGAUUGUGUUGGAUAAGCUCAGGGAGCAUCAGCUGUUUGCCAAGCUGAUGCUCCGCAGAGGAAGAUUCGAUUUUUGGGUCACGUGA